This is a messenger RNA of Prionailurus viverrinus (fishing cat), 1610 nucleotides long. It is a transcript of the gene ACAT2, whose product is annotated as acetyl-CoA acetyltransferase 2. The coding region runs from base 173 to 1384 and encodes 403 amino acids. NCBI's taxonomy places the organism in Eukaryota, Metazoa, Chordata, Mammalia, Carnivora, Felidae. The transcript has 9 exons. Gene Ontology annotation, molecular function: acetyl-CoA C-acetyltransferase activity. Gene Ontology annotation, biological process: fatty acid beta-oxidation. The record is from RefSeq and is a predicted model, not a curated record.
GGCGGGGUUGACGGGUGGUCAGAGCAGGGUCGCGGCGGUGAAUGGAGGUUUAGUGAGAAUUGCCGUCCCGCGCUUAGCGCUGUGGACAUUUCAAAGCCCUGGGGCGCGUGGGACCGUCGACCCCCUUUUGUUAGGGAAGCGUGGGCCGCGCCCAUCUGCCAGCGCUUGGGGAAUGGAUGCGCAGGCUUCCCGCGCGUCCGCGGCUUCCCGAUGCUCUGGCAGCGUUCCGCGCGAGUCUCGCCUGGGCUCCUUCAAUGGUGCCUUGUCCACCGUCCCUGUCCACGACCUGGGCUCAACGGUCAUCAAAGAAGUCCUGAAGAGGGCCGCUGUGGCUCCCGAAGAGGUGUCAGAGGUCAUAUUUGGACACGUUUUGACAGCAGGUUGUGGGCAGAAUCCCGUUCGACAAGCCAGUAUGGGUGCAGGAAUCCCUUACUCUGUUCCAGCAUGGAGCUGCCAGAUGGUCUGUGGGUCAGGCCUCAAAGCCGUAUGCCUUGCAGCCCAGUCAAUAGGGACAGGAGACUCUAAUAUUGUGGUUGCAGGAGGCAUGGAAAGCAUGAGCAAGGCUCCUCACUUGGUUCAUUUGAGGGCAGGAGUCAAGAUGGGGGAAAUGCCACUGAUGGACAGCAUACUCUGUGACGGGCUUACCGAUGCAUUUCACAACUACCAUAUGGGCAUUACGGCUGAAAAUGUAGCCAAAAAAUGGCAAGUGAGUAGAGAAGAUCAGGACAAGUUUGCAGUUUUGUCCCAGAACAGGACAGAGAGUGCACAGAAAGCUGGCUAUUUUGACAAAGAGAUUAUACCAGUUUUUGUGUCUUCUAGAAAAGGUCUUACCGAAGUGAAAACAGAUGAGUUUCCUCGCCAUGGGACCAACAUAGAAGCCAUAUCUAACUUGAAGCCUUACUUUCUCAAAGAUGGGACAGGAACAGUCACCCCAGCUAAUGCUUCAGGAAUAAAUGAUGGUGCUGCCGCUGUGGUUCUUAUGAAGAAGUCAGAGGCCGACAGUCGAGGGCUUACACCUUUAGCACAGAUAGUUUCCUGGUCACAAGUAGGUGUGGAGCCUUCCAUUAUGGGGACAGGACCAAUUCCGGCGAUAAAGCAAGCUGUUGCAAAAGCAGGUUGGUCACUGGAGGAUGUGGACAUAUUUGAAAUCAAUGAAGCCUUUGCAGCCCUGUCUGUUGCAGUAGCUAAAGAACUUGGAUUAAACCCAGAGAAGGUCAACAUUCAAGGAGGGGCGAUAGCCUUGGGCCACCCUCUUGGAGCAUCUGGCUGUCGGAUUCUUGUUACCCUGUUACACACAAUGGAGCGAAAGGGUGGACAUCGUGGUGUGGCUGCCCUAUGCAUUGGGGGUGGGAUGGGAAUAGCAAUGUGUGUUCAGAGAGGAUGAAAUUGCUUAAUGAAUCAUGCCGAAACUAAACUGAAACCUCAUCUCUUAAGCUAACAAGGUACUAAAUUGUAAUAUGUGACAUCAGAGGACCAAAGUGAGGAUGGAAACCAUCUUUCGUAAGAACCCAAGGCUUGACAGCUUGUUAUUUUUAUUAAUGUGUAAUAUUCAAGAUACAAGAUAACUGCGUCUAACAUUGUUAUAAAUAAAAGAGAAAUGAGAUCAGUCA